AUGGCGGGGGCAGGUUCUAAGCAGGACCGGGCGCAGCAGAAGGCCCUUGAGAAGCAAAAGCAGAAGAUCGCGGAAGACAAAACGUUCGGUUUGAAGAACAAGAACAAGUCAAAAUCGGUACAAAAAUUCAUCAAGAGUGUCCAGCAGCAGGUCACCGGGAAACAGACGAGCAACGACAAGCUGCUCACCGAGCAGAACAAGGCCAAGGCCGAGAAGCAGAAGCUCUCUCAGCAGCAAACCCUAUUGGCGUCGCUGUUCAAGGGCACUGAAAACAUCAAGCAUGUCGUCGUCGACGGCAACAAGCCGCUGUACGACCCGAAGCAGAGCCGUGACGACCAGAAGAUCGACCUUUACAGCGAUCCUCGUCUGCAGAAAUCGGAAGAUGGGGACGACAUGUCGACCUGGGAUCUCAACAUGCUUGAGAAGGUCGUCAGCGAGAAGCACGCCGGCGACUCGUGCACGACCGACAUCAUCUGCAAGCACUUCCUGACGGCCGUGGAGACCAAGAAGUACGGGUGGUUCUGGACGUGCCCGAACGGCGGCGACAAGUGCAAGUAUCGCCACUGCCUGCCUCCCGGUUUCGUGCUAAAGAGUGACGUGCCGAAGGAGGUGGAGGACGAAGACGAGACUCUCGAGGAGCGCAUCGAACGCCAGGUACUGUCGUGGGCGCCACACGUAACGUCCGUGCAGCGUGCUGAGCUUCCUCCCGGCGGCGAGAUGGUGACCGCGGAGUCGCUGGCCAGGUGGCGCGCGAGCCGCGAGCAGGGCCGCCUAGACGAGCUCAACGAGACCAUGCAGAAGGGCGGCCAGGUGCACCUCACCGGGAAGGACCUGUUUACGUUCAACCCGAGCCUGUUCAUGGACGACGACAGCGCCGCUGCCGACCUCGACUACGAGGACGAGGAAGACAUCGACGCCAUCAUCCGCGCGAACGAGGCGGCGAUCACCACCGGCAACGUGCUGCCCAACGGCGAGCAGUACCGCCGCGGCGAGGACGAGCUGGACACUGUGGAUAUCAGCAACCUGAGCAUAUAG
Babesia bigemina is the source of this 1035-nucleotide messenger RNA. RefSeq lists its product as hypothetical. The coding region runs from base 1 to 1035 and encodes 344 amino acids. Gene Ontology annotation, biological process: cytoplasmic translation. Gene Ontology annotation, molecular function: mRNA binding; metal ion binding. The transcript has 5 exons. The record is from RefSeq and is a predicted model, not a curated record. NCBI's taxonomy places the organism in Eukaryota, Apicomplexa, Aconoidasida, Piroplasmida, Babesiidae. Gene Ontology annotation, cellular component: cytosol.